Onychostoma macrolepis is the source of this 4618-nucleotide messenger RNA. It is a transcript of the gene dvl1a, whose product is annotated as dishevelled segment polarity protein 1a. The coding region runs from base 268 to 2472 and encodes 734 amino acids. Gene Ontology annotation, biological process: canonical Wnt signaling pathway; intracellular signal transduction. Gene Ontology annotation, cellular component: cytosol. The record is from RefSeq and is a predicted model, not a curated record. The transcript has 15 exons. NCBI's taxonomy places the organism in Eukaryota, Metazoa, Chordata, Actinopteri, Cypriniformes, Cyprinidae. Gene Ontology annotation, molecular function: frizzled binding.
CCGUCCCUUCCUGUUUUACUGGCGAUCAGAGAGAAACAUUGACGCCGUGAUAGAGACGCUCAAGCUCCGAUUAUGUCUGGAACCGCUCGCUCCGUCCAAGACCAGGAUUUUUGUUUGCCUACGUGAAACCGGCAACCAGCAAUGUCGCCUUAUAGCGCAUAUAUGGCACUUGACGAGUUAUAGUCUACAAAUAUAUUUUUUAAUCGCGCUGCUGCAACCCUUGCUUUUUCUUCUGUCAAUGAUUGUCCUACCCAUAUAAGCCUACUCAUGGCGGAGACCAAAAUUAUAUACCAUAUCGACGAAGAAGAAACCCCUUAUUUAGUGAAACUGACGGUUUCUCCGGAAAAAGUCACGUUGGCGGAUUUUAAAAAUGUCCUCAACAACCGUCCGGUCAACAGUUAUAAAUUCUUUUUCAAAUCUAUGGAUCAGGAUUUCGGAGUCGUCAAAGAAGAAAUCUCUGAUGAUAACGCCAAGCUGCCCUGCUUCAAUGGCAGAGUGGUGUCCUGGUUGGUGUUGGCUGAAGGCACACACUCGGAUGGGGGAUCUCAGUGCACAGAGAGCCACAAAGAGCUGCCGCCACCCUUGGAGCGAACUGGAGGGAUUGGAGAUUCCAGACCCCCCUCUUUCCAUGCCAAUGCGGUGAGCAGUCGGGAUGGAUUGGACACAGAGACGGGGACGGAGUCUCUCCAGAGCCAGCGGAGAGAGCGGGAGAGGGAGCGAGCUCACAGGAGGGCACGAGAAAUCCCUCGCGUGAACGGUCACUCGAAAUCAGAGCGGGUGAAUCGUGACUCAGCUGUUGGCUAUGACAGCACAUCAGUCAUGAGCAGUGAGCUGGAAUCCAGCUCGUUUAUUGACAGCGAGGAGGAUGAGAAUGCCAGCAGCCACAGACUUAGCAGUUCAACCGAGCAGAGCUCUUCAUCACAACUCAUGCGUAGACAUAAACGCCGACGACGGAGGCAGAAAGUCACCAAAAUGGACAGGUCCUCGUCCUUCAGUAGUAUUACAGACUCCACAAUGAGCCUCAACAUUAUCACUGUCACUCUCAAUAUGGAGAAAUACAACUUCUUGGGUAUCAGUAUAGUGGGUCAGAGUAAUGACAGAGGAGACGGAGGCAUCUAUAUUGGCUCUAUUAUGAAAGGUGGAGCAGUGGCGGCUGAUGGCAGGAUUGAGCCUGGAGACAUGCUGUUACAGGUCAAUGACGUGAACUUUGAGAACAUGAGUAAUGAUGAUGCUGUCAGGAUUCUACGGGAGAUUGUCUCCAAACCUGGGCCGAUAAGCCUAACAGUGGCGAAAUGUUGGGACCCCUCUCCUAGAAGCUACUUCACCAUCCCUAGAGCCGAGCCGGUGAGACCCAUCGACCCUGCUGCCUGGAUCUCACACACUACUGCACUUUCUGGGCCAUUCCCCCAUUAUGAGUUUGAUGACCUCCCACUUUCAGUGUCAAAAACAGACAUGGCAACUAUAGUAAAAGUUAUGCAGCUACCAGAUUCAGGCUUGGAGAUUAGAGACCGAAUGUGGUUAAAGAUCACUAUAGCCAACGCUGUCAUCGGGGCUGAUGUUGUCGACUGGUUGUUCUCACGGGUGGAGGGCUUCAAGGACCGUCGGGAUGCUAGAAAAUACGCCAGCAGUUUGUUGAAACACGGCUACCUGAGACACACAGUCAAUAAAAUCACCUUCUCGGAGCAGUGCUACUACACCUUUGGAGACCUGUGCCAAAAUAUGGCUUCUCUCAAUCUGAACGAGGGAUCUAGUGGUGGGGGCUCUGACCAGGAUGGUCUUGCUCCUCUUCCUCCUCCAGGAACCAACCCCUGGCCCCUCGGCGGUCAGCCCUACCCUUACCCAGGUUACCCCGCUCCUCCACCCGGCUUUCCUCCUGGAUACUCGGACCCUUGCCACAGUUUUCACAGUGGCAGUGCAGGCAGCCAACAGAGCGAAGGCAGCAGAAGCAGUGGCUCCAACCCCAGUGCUGGGAAAGGCCGGAGACCCUCCCCUCGAGAGAAGGACCAUAAGGCACCGUGCUGUGGGGGCAGCGAAUCAGAAAUUGGAGCGUGGGUUGUGAGGAGGGGUGAGAGAGCACCCAGUCAACUGAGUCAUCAAAGCCACAGCCGCUCUGCUGCCAGUCAGGCCCACUCCAGCCACAGUUACACUCACUCUGGGUACAGCCACGGCCAGUGUCACAGCAUCUCGCAGCAUAGCCACAACUUCACCUACAGCCAUGCCCCUUUCAUUCAGCCCAAUCAUCUGUCCUGUGCCCACAGUGAGAGAAGUCACGGCUCUUCGUAUGGCCCGCCGGGUCUGCCCCCUCCGUACUGCCUCGCGCACCUCGCCCCUAAAGCAGCAGCAAGCAACAGCCCACCUGGGGCUCCCCCCAUUCGCGAGCUAGGAAACGUCCCCCCAGAACUCACCGCUAGUCGGCAGUCAUUUCAACACGCUAUGGGCAAUCCUUGUGAAUUUUUUGUUGAUAUUAUGUGACAGGAGAGUGCCUUCAACCCUUUCAGAGCACAAGGCCUACUUCCCGCAGUUUGCUUCAUGAAUUUUUGCUACUGACGAUCCCUGCACUGAGAAUGUACAAACUGACAGCGCGAUUUAAAGCAUUUAAAGGGACAGUUAACCCAAUAAUGAAAGAUCUGUAACUUGCUCGUUUAUCCAGUUUCUUUCUUCCGUGGAACAAAAAAUAACUGUUGUAAUUGUUAACUAAAACUAUUAAAAAUAGUUUUCAGUAAUUGAAAUAAAGAUGAAAUCAAAUAUAAAUAUUAGAUGAAGAACUUUAAUGAAAAUUAGAAAUGUUGCCUUGGCAAAUAAGAGAAUUUAAUACAUUUAUGCAGAAAUCCUAAAAUGCUUUUUUUUUUUUUUUUUACCUUAUUUUUAUACAUUAAAGCAAUUUACAAAGAAUAAACUAAACAUUUCUUUACAACAGCAGUGGGCCUAAAAUGAUUUAAACUAAAUAAAAUAUAGAAAUGUUGUAUAGAAAUAUUAAAAAAUUAUUCACAUAAUUUAUUCACAUAAUUAACUAAAACUUUCAAAUCAAGCUAGCUAAAAAUAUUAAUGUAAUAAUAUAAUAGUAUAUAAAUAAUAACACUGCAAUUUUUUAAUCCUGAACAUAUUUCAUCCAGAAUAUUCUGACAACUCUUCCUUCCAAGAGAAGAUUAUCAUUAGUUACCAGUUUAGCUUUCUGUCACCGAAAUGUAUCGUAUGUCUUCAGAAGACUUGAAAUAUAGCCCACUUUUGUGGCAUGGACUACUUUUAUUUUAUUUUUUUUGAAUUUUGGGACAGCCCCAGUCCGCUUUUUACUUCUAUUAUGUGUAAAGGAAUGACCAGGAUGUUUUUUGACCAGGAUAAAAAUUCACUUUUUAUGUUCCACAGAAGAGAGAAAGUAUUUGGGAAAAAAACAUAAGAGUGAGCUAAUGAUGACCGAUGUUUUUCAUUUUUAGGUCAACUUUUUCUUUAAUGUCCAUUCAAUGUUAUUUAGAUCACCGAAGGACACACACAAAAAAAAAGCACAACUGCAGAGUUAAUUUAAACUCUGACACAAAAACUACAAUACUGCAGUAGCAGCACAAGAUAACACAACUAAUAAGCUUUUAACAGGAAAGUCAGUGUAUCAGACUGUCUGCUUCUUAUACUCAGCUGCUCUGCACUUUGCACAAGUUACAAGCCAGACACUGGCAUGACUCUUUACACAGUCCGUACUUUUAAAUGUAUUCACACGCUGGAUGAUUUUUUUCCUUACACAGUUGCAUUUGUUAUAACCCCGUUGACAAUCAGACAUCAUAAUGACAAUUGACGUCCCUAAACAUUGCUGAAUGUAUUGUCUUGUGAGGCUACAACUCAGAAUUCCCUCAUUAGCUUGAUAGCAUGUUAAGCUAUCACUAAAUAAAUGCUCGGAUGUGUUAAUUUUAGACUCAUGGUUGCCAAAUGUCCAUCAUGAACUCUAAAUAUACAAGACAUUUUUAACAAUAACAAACAGGUGCUUUUCAUAGUCUGUGAACCGACUGUUCAGACGUCACCAGUUGUCUUAGUAUUCACCACUGUAUUACGAACGUCACUGUACAGUUAAUGCAGUAAGUUAAUGGUAGUAGGCCUUGUAAGUUAUAACAUGAGCCCCUUUUCCACCGCAGGAACUUUACCCAGGAACUAGGGACUUUGGGGCGGUACUGGUGUGUUUCCAGGAUCUAAAUAAAGUUCCGGGUAAAAAUUUGCCCCUCGGAAUGAAUGUCCCUGCUCGCGAGGUCCGGAACUUUCAGGGGAGGGACUUGGGCGCUGAACACGCUGAUUGGUUGAGUUCAGCAACAUUGUAUUUCAACCACCAUUUAUUUGCUUUUAUUAUUAUUAUUAUUUUUUUUAUUGUGUCAUGGAAUGUAGUUUUAAAAGAAUUUCAGGCGAGAAUGUAGUUAUUUAAAACUCAAAUCUGCAGUUUAUUUAUAAAGACAGCGCCUAUUUGAAAAUGUGCUUCGCUGAUUUCGGAGACGUGAGCUCCACGCGAUCAGCGGGCGCUCAGUGCUCAUGUAUCCCGACGAGAGGAGCUUCAACUCGGCUAGUCCUUCUGACAUUUGCCGCUGGCCCUGAUGUCUCUGUAGUGGUUAAACAUGAGACAUUUGUUUUGGGUAAAUCUAACAGG